This is a messenger RNA of Liolophura sinensis, 969 nucleotides long. RefSeq names its product cleavage and polyadenylation specificity factor subunit 4-like. The coding region runs from base 62 to 877 and encodes 271 amino acids. Gene Ontology annotation, molecular function: RNA binding; zinc ion binding. The record is from RefSeq and is a predicted model, not a curated record. Lineage: Eukaryota; Metazoa; Mollusca; Polyplacophora; Chitonida; Chitonidae. The transcript has 7 exons.
GACGCGGAAAGGAGCGUGAUCCUGUUUUGUUUGUUUUACACGGAACUCCAAAGCUUUCAAAAUGCAGGAGGUUGUUGCAAAUGUUACCAACAUCAAAUUUGACAUUGAAUUCGCCCUUGAGCAACAACUCGGGGCACAGCCGCUUCCUUUUCCAGGGAUGGAUAAAUCUGGUGCUGCAAUUUGUACCUUUUAUCUAAGGAGUUUAUGCAGCAAAGGUGGCGCCUGCCCAUUCAGACAUGUGAAGGGGGACAGGACAAUUGUGUGCAAGCAUUGGCUCAGAGGACUGUGUAAAAAGGGAGACGACUGUGAAUUCCUCCAUGAAUAUGACAUGACAAAGAUGCCUGAAUGUUACUUCUUCUCAAAAUUUGGUCUGUGUAGUAAUAAGGAAUGUCCCUUCCUUCACAUUGAUCCGGAGAAGAAAAUUAGAGACUGUCCAUGGUAUGAUCGUGGCUUUUGUCGGCAUGGACCUAAUUGUAAGAACCGGCAUGUCAGGAGAGUGAUCUGUCUGUGUUACCUGAAUGGUUUCUGUUUAGAAGGACCGAAUUGUAAAUUUAUGCAUCCAAAGUUUGAUCUUCCCACAAGUGAUCCUGUAGCGCAGGCUAAGAAGGCUUCUAUUGUAUGUCACUUUUGUGGGGAGACAGGUCACAAGGCAGCUAACUGUCCCAGCAUGGGUCAUAAUGCAGUCAGACCUCAGACUGUUCCAGUAGUACACACACAGAAUGAAUCCGCACCUCGUCCCCAGGUGCACACAGAACCUAGAAGACCUCUGGACCAGGUUACUUGUUAUAAGUGUGGUGAAAAAGGUCAUUAUGCUAAUAAGUGUCCAAAGGGUCAUCUAGCAUUCCUUAGCUCAUCCUUGGCCCCUCAGCAAACCUAAUGAAGCUGUCAGAACAGUGAGUCAGCCUGACUGUGGCUCUCACUCUGACAAGGGGACCUCAUCCUGACAAGGUUGACCUCAUCCUGGCAAGG